Messenger RNA from Metopolophium dirhodum (rose-grain aphid), 3402 nucleotides. RefSeq names its product homeobox protein 5-like. The transcript has 6 exons. Gene Ontology annotation, biological process: regulation of DNA-templated transcription. Lineage: Eukaryota; Metazoa; Arthropoda; Insecta; Hemiptera; Aphididae. Gene Ontology annotation, molecular function: DNA-binding transcription factor activity. Bases 354 to 1844 code for a protein of 496 amino acids. The record is from RefSeq and is a predicted model, not a curated record.
CGAUGGUGGCAAACGCCGAGAUGAUAACGCGUGUGCAGUGAGAGCGCGGCGACCGACUUUUAAACUUUUUGAAAGUAAAAGUUCCGUCGCCGCGGUGUUUCACAAUUUUUCAACAAUAAUAUUUCUUUUUUGGUGUUUUUUACAACUUAAAGUCGUUAAACGAAACGUGACGCACACGUUAUUAUCAUCACUGUUGUGCCCACAGUAGUUAUUAAGGACACGUACAUAGGCAUGUGUUUCAUACCAACGAUUAAUGUAUGUUGGUCGUUUUUCUUUGUAGGCAUCAAACGAACGGGUACCACAGUUUCUGCAGCAACGACCAGUGAUAUCUUCAAGAAAGUGAAUGCAAUAGAAUGGCAUACUAUUACUAUUAUCAAACACCACCUGAUCCACUAUCACCUGUACCAACCACAGAAGAAUUAUCACCACCACAGCCACCUUUAUUAAUGCUAUCUUCUCCACCGCAACAACAGCAAUUGAAUCUACCACUUCUCACACCAGUUCAUCAAUCGGUAACAACAUCAAUGCCAAUGAUGACGAAGACUACUACUACUACUGCUAUAGAAAAUAAUGAACAGCAGCAGCUACCCACACCAAAUACAUUCAUUAGGCAUUGCGAUGACAUGGGUUUAUUUCAUGAUUUACAAAAUAUUGUAGUAAUGUCUUCAUUAACUGGACCAUCAGGUGAUACAACUAUUACUACAGUCCCUGCUUCUAAUGCUGCUACAAUAGUCACCACAGCCACAUCAACAGGACAACCUAUUUCUUCAAAUUUAUUUGACUCAUCAUCAACAGCAAUUGUGACAACCAUGAUGAUGGCCAAUCCUUUUGACGAAACAUUUAAACAAGCAGUAUUGCAACAACAAAAAAAUGAAGCUAAUCCAUCAGAAAAUAUUUUCAAUCAUAACAAUAACAAUGAUGGUGAUUUAAACACCCCAUUCAUACCAACAACCACUGUUGUUAACACGUCCAUUAACAAUACUAGUUUGAAAACUUCAACGUCAAAGGAUAUGAUAUCUACAACUACAGCAGUUGAAUCUAAUAAGUUGAAUUCGACAACUGUGCCUCAAUCGCAACAGCAGAAUAUAUACAUAACGUCAACAGCAGAAGCACCGACUAGGGGUGUAUUAGUUAUGAUGGUAGAGCAUCCACAACAUCAACCGCGUAAUUCAUCUCUCCCUUUACGACCGGAACAUCAACAACAUCAACAAAUUAUCGAACAGCAUCAGUUCAUUGUUCCAACAACUACAACCACAACUAGUGUCAUCGACACAACAACAAUAACACACCAUGAUCAAGAAUUGUAUGAUGAAGAAGUCGAUGAUGAAAACGGUGGGAUAAUUAUCAAUGUUAGAAAUGAAACAACUACAAUUAAACAGGCUUUAAAACAGAAUCUAUUGGUGAAGCAACUGUUACAAAGGCGCCAGAAGCCUCCACUCAUAUCUGAAAGCGAUCACGAGCUCGGUCAACUACUGCAGCAUCAGAAUAACGACAAUGACAUUGAUUUUGUUGUCACAGAUACCGAUAGACAAGAACAUGAAGACUAUAAUAGUAGUAAUGGUCAGGAAGACGAAGACCACAACAGUAGAAAGCAACAACUAAAACAGAAACGAAAACAAGAAAUGUUAGAAAGGAACAGGACGGCCGCCAAACGGUGUAGAAUAAAGCGAAAACAGAGGUGGGAUCUGCUUUCGGAAGAGAAUCGAAAGCUGAAAAUCGAAAAUGGCCGAUUGCGUGACGCGCUUUCAAAACUUGUGAGCCAUAGAUGCAGUAACUUACAGCAACAUCAAAUAGAACAGCCAGAGAUAAUAGAAGAAAUAUUUAAUCAUAGUAAUGAUGUUUAAAACCAUGAUAGGUUGUUGCACUAAUAUUUGUGCUUAAACAAGUAAUAUUUACUUAGUAUAAUAUUAUUACUAGGACUCCGAAGUUGUAAAAGUUGCAUAAUAUUUUUCUUUACUCUUGAUUUAUAAAAGAUCAAGCUAGUAACCCUUUCUAUGCAAUGGUAAAAUUAUUAACAACAGUUUUGAAUGUAUACUAUUUAAUAUCUAUUCAAUUUAUCACUUUAUGUAUUUUAUAGUUAAUUAUUUAACAUAGAUAUUUUAAUUUUCUAAAGAUUUGUACAAAGUAGUAAAAAACAAUUUGUUCCAGUAUAACAAUGCCAUGUUUUUGUUAUACACUCAUACGCUUCAAUGACAUAUUAUUAUUUUUUAGCAACCAGCUUUUGAUUACUUUAUUAUUUUACUUCUACAAUUUAUGAGCCCUAAUUAUUACUAUUAUAAAAGCUGAUGGUUUACACUUGUAUGAUUUAACAUAAUAUAUAUAUUUUAUAAUUUUGUUACACAUUUUAGUAUCGUAUACUGUCAAGUACUCAUGGUAAUCAGUUUACAUAACUAAUAACUAUAACUAAAAUAAUAUAAUGUUUUGUUAUUGUGUACAAAUAAUAUUUUAUUUCUAAAAUCUAUUUUGUUUUUUAUUGUUUUAUUUUAUAUCCAUAAAUAUAAAAGAGGACACUAUACCCGCAUGUGUUGUCAAAACUUAUUUUGAGCGGGACAACUAUGCUCCAUCUGUUAGUACAGUGGAUUUACCAAAAUUCUACAACGUCUAGGGAAGAACUUUAUCUGUGUCGUAGCUAUUUUAUUUUUUUGAUAACAUAAAUACAAUUAAUGUUUUCAGUUUGAUAACAUUAGGGUUAUCUGUUUUUUUAUUUAAUUAUUAAAAAUUAUUGGUUAGUGCUAUUAAAAAAAAAAAAAAAAUGCUACGACACAGAUAAAGUUUUUCCCUAGCAUUAAUUAAUUUAAGGUAGUACUACUCUAAAAUACAAAGGGAGUAUAGUUGUCCUGUGAAUAAAAAAAGUUUUUGCCUUAUUGUACAUUUGUAAGACGGAGAAAACACUUGCAGGUGUAAUGUCCCCUUAAGCCGAUUUUUUUUUUUUAAAUAUUGGUCAUCAAGAAUGUAGGUUGUUCAUAGUUGAUCAUGUAUCAUUAUGCUCAAUUGUUUUUUUUUAAAACUAUAUGACGAUAAUGUUACAUGUUAAUUUAUAAUAAUAGUUUUAUUUUAAUUUAGUUUGUUUUAGUCAUAAUUUCUGACAACACUAAUAAUACCUUAAAUUUUGUUAUUAUUUUUAUUUUUUGUUAAUUUAUCAACAUUUAAUAACUACUAAAUAAUAAACCUCUUAAUAUAAACAAUAUUCUUUAAAUAAAAUGUUAAUAUAAAAAUUUAAAUUAAAUUAAAAAAUCAUUUAAAAUACAAUUAAAAAAAUAUAUAUAUGUUUAAUUUAAUUAAAUUAUUGUUUACAACGAUAGAUAUUAUUUAAUAACAUGAUAAUAUUAUAUUAUAUUUAUUAAUAUCAAUAAGAAUAUAUCAAAUAUUAUUAAAGGAUAAUCAGUUAAAUAUGCAAGUAAA